AUGUCAACAAUUGAAAGACAACCAUCCCCUCAUGGCUCUUUUGAAAUCACUGAGUCAAAAGGAAAAUGGUCAAGAAGGUAUAUAUUUGAUGACGGGUAUACUCAACAACCAUUCCAAAAAUCUCAAAACCAUUUACAAGAAUUGAUCGUACCUGUUGGAUAUCCAACAUCAGUAGAACGUGGUUAUUUUAGAUUUGUCAUUUUUUCUGUUAUUAUGGAAGCUGCAAAUAUGAUGAUGCUUGUUAUGAGUGUUUCUGCAAUUUUAAGAUUUAACUCUGGACAUUCUGCUGCAUUUUUUGUUGUUUUUAGAGAGGUUAUGACCGGGAUGAUGCAUCUGAUUAUUACUGAACGUUGGGGAACUUCUAUUGUAUUUUUUGCAAAACAAUGGAGAAUGAGAAUUGAUUUAAUAUCAGAGUUACUCAGAAUUAUUGAAAUAGCCUUUAUCUCUACACCUAUCUUCUAUUCAAUGAGUGUCACAUGUUCAGUUAUUGAAGGAGUUUUACAAGCAAGUCGCCAAGUCAUUAAAACUCGAAUUCUAAACAACUAUGCAAAAGGAAAUAAUGUUGCUGAACUUACUGAAAAAGUUCAAAACUUAGAAACACUUUUUAGAGUUGUAAGUUUGUUAAUAGGAUGGCUUAUUCUUCAUGUCCUCGGUGAUUUCACUGAAAGUGGAAUCAUUGUAUUUAUUUGUGCACUCAUCAGUCAUUGUGUUUGUAACUUCUUAUUGUCUAAUGUUAUUGUAUUCAAAACAUUAAAUUAUGAACGACUAACAAUAUUAAUGUCCUACUUUAUGAACAUUAAAAACGAAAUUCUUUCUCCAGUAGUUGUCAGCAGAAUGGAAUCCAAAAUUAAAGUAAACGAAAUGGUGAAUAUCAGAAUGGGAAUUAGUUUAAACAGUAUUCCGAAAUCUUCAAAUCUCUACAUAGAAAUAUCUCAAUCAAUAAAAAAAUACCAAUACUAUUUGUACAAAACUUCUACAAAACAAAUAUGGGUAAUACUCGGUGAUCACAUCACCAAAGACGAAAUAUUUGAAUCUUUACUUUGUGCUUAUUCUCAAUUGGUUAUGGGAUGGGACGAAAACAGGCAACAACAAGUAAAAGACUGGGACAUUGUUGGGUGUUUAAAAGAGAAAGGAUGGGACAUUGAAAAUUUGGAUGUAAGAAUUGGUGCUUAUCGUAUACAAUCAGACUUAUUGAAAUUCUAA
Messenger RNA from Entamoeba dispar SAW760, 1203 nucleotides. RefSeq lists its product as uncharacterized. NCBI's taxonomy places the organism in Eukaryota, Evosea, Mastigamoebida, Endamoebidae. The transcript has a single exon. The record is from RefSeq and is a predicted model, not a curated record. Bases 1 to 1203 code for a protein of 400 amino acids.